Molecule: messenger RNA, 3856 nt
Organism: Sardina pilchardus (European sardine)
Lineage: Eukaryota; Metazoa; Chordata; Actinopteri; Clupeiformes; Clupeidae
Product: PDZ domain-containing protein 4-like
Exons: 5
Coding region: 1-2532 (843 amino acids)
Molecular function (GO): protein binding
Source: RefSeq, a predicted model, not a curated record
AUGGGGUGCAACAUGUGCGUGAUGCAGAAACCGGAGGAGCAAUAUCGGGUCAUGUUCCAGGAGGUGGAGCUGUAUAAAUCUCGACAGCAGGACAAACUGGGCCUGACAGUGUGCUACCGCACCGAUGAUGAGGAGGACUUGGGGAUAUACGUGGGCGAGGUGAAUCCUAAUAGCAUUGCAGCCAAAGAUGGACGCAUAAGAGAGGGUGACCGUAUACUGCAGAUAAAUGGUAUGGACGUCCAGAACCGCGAGGAAGCCGUGGCUAUCCUGACCCGAGAGGACAGCACCAACAUCUCCCUGCUUCUGGCUCGACCCGACAUAGAGAACGACAACCAGCUGGAUGUGGAUGAGCUGGAGCUGGAGAUUCAGAUGGGCCUGGAGGUUUUGGACAAUGCCGUCCACCUUCCCAGCCCUCCCUGCGGAGGUGCCCAGCGACGGGGCUGCUUCCUGGGAGACGUGGGGAAGGGUCGCGGCUCUGGGGGAUUCAGACCUCCAGGCUCCCGUAGCUCUGCGCGCGACACGCCUCCUCCGCCCCCGGCAUCGCUGUGGCACACGGUGCUGAGCAACAGCCAGGAGCUGGACAGCGGCGUGGGCCGGACGGACGAGAGCACGCGCAACGAGGAGUCGUCGGAGCACGACCUCCUGGCCGACGACGCCACCAGCGCCUGCACCACCAACGCCAGCAACACGCCCGGCAGCCUGCGCAAGUUCCACGCCACCCCUCCUCCGCCGCUGCUCGCCUCCGCCCGGGAGCUGCACUUCAGCAACGACUCCCUGCUGGGGCCGGAGGCGGCGGGCGUGGGAGGGGCGGGGGGGCCGGGAGGUCACGGAGGUCACGGCUCCCCGCACAUGGACGCUCUGGCCUCCGUCCUGCUGCCCGGCCUGUCCGAGGAGGAGUGCACGCGCUACCGCGAGCUCCUCGAGAUCCGCUGCUACUACGAGAAGAACGGGAACGCCUUGCUGCUGCUGGGCGGAGAGGGGCCGGGGGUCAAGGAUGGCGAGGCCGGGCUGGUGAUGGGCGACGGCGGGGCGACGCUGGACAUGAACCGCAACGAGAGUCUGAUGCGGCACGAGCUGGCCCUGCUGGAGGAGGAACUGCGCCACCUGGAGUUCAAGUGGCGCAACGUCCUGCGCGCGCAGAAGAUGCAACAGCUGCGGGAGCGCUGCCUCAAAGCGUGGCCGCCCAAAGAGGAAGAGGAGGAGGAAGAGGAGGAGACGGCGGCGGCGGGCGCGGACGUGGGGAUAGCCGAGCCAGCGCAGCCGAGCGGCGAGCCCUCGAGGCACGAGCUGUCGGACAUUAACGAGCUGCCCGAGAGAGAGCGGUCGGACAAGGACAGCACCAGCGCCUACAACACGGGCGGGGAGAGCUGCAGGAGCACGCCGCUGGCCAGCGAGCGCUUCCCCUCGCCCUCGGCUUCCGGACACGGCCCCGGAGGCGACGGGGACUCCAGCGCCUCGGCCACCCUCCGGCCUGCCCGCACGCCCAGCCGGUACCGAACCCGGUCCGAGCAGCACGAGGCGCCACGCGGCCAGAACCUCAACCACACCUACUCUCCCAGCGCGCGCAGGAGAGACGAGGAACGGGGCGACAGUCGGAACUCCAGCCCGGCGACCCCGCGGUUCCAAUCGCUGUCCAGAAACAUAGUCGAGUCGGGUCGAGCCGGGUCGAGCCAGAGGAGGGGGUCGGACGAGGCCAGGAGGCCCCCGAGGGCUAACGGGACGCCAGUGACCGGAGGCCGCAGUGCGGAGAACAGCCCCUACUUGUCUAGACGCCGCUGCGGGUCUCGGACUCCUCAGCGCUACCAGAGCUGUAUGCAGCUGCGCUCCACCUCCACCAGCGAGGGCCUGGGGCUGCCGGAGGCCGACGAAGAGGCCUCCUGCACAGCCUUGAACCCGGUUACCGGGGAAAUGGAGCCCCUGGCUCCCAGUGCGGCUAACGCUAACUCAGCUAGCCAUGCUAAUGUCACAAAUGCCGCUAACUCUGCUAACGCAAUGACCUUGCCCCUACCGUUACCUCCUCCGCUGCCCCCGGCCUCCCCGCGCAUGGAGUGGAAGGUGAAGAUCCGUAGCGACGGGUCGCGCUACGUCGCCAAGCGUCCGGUGCGCGACCGGCUCCUGAAGGCGCGCGCCAUGAAGAUCAGCGAGGAGCGCAGCGGCAUGACGACGGACGACGACGCCGUGAGCGAGAUGAAGAUGGGCCGCUACUGGAGCAAGGAGGAGCGCAAGCAGCAGCUGCUGAGGGCGCGCGAGUACCGCCGCCGCCGCGAGUUCAUGAUGCAGAGCCGCCUGGACUUCCUGCGCGAGCGCGACGGCAGGGACGGGCGAGAGGCGGGCGGGGGCGGGGCCGCGGCGCAGGGCGACUCCCCAGGCCACGCCUCCAUCCUGGAGCUGAGCCAGAAGAAGAGCAUGAAGCGGCGGAACCGUAAAAUCCUGGACAACUGGAUCACCAUCCAGGAGCUGCUCGCUCACGGCAGCCGCUCCGCCGACGGGCAGAAAGUGUACAACCCGCUUCUCUCCGUCACCACAGUCUGAAUCGGAGAACGGGAGAGAGGAGAGUGAAAGAAAAACACAACUGGAAGUGACUUAAAGGCAGGGAAUUAAAAAAAGCGGAGAAAAGUUAGAGAGGAGAAAUACAAUAACAAGCAAAAUGAAAAAGAAUGAUCAAAAUUCAAUAAACCACAAGCUGCUAUACAUUCUGUAGAGGAUUUUAAAGCAAUGAGGUUAAUCAUGAAUACAUACUGGUAAUAUUCAUACAGCAUUCAUACGUAGAUUGAGAACGUAGUAACAUAGCAUGGGCAUAGCCCCGUGAAACGGAUGCUGCACUUCUCUGUCCAGUCAGAUGAUGAUAAAUGAAUGUAAAUUGAAAAUAAUUCGAUGCCUGUAAUUUUCUAAACAUUUUUUUUAAUCACAAGAAUGUCUGUUCGGAGGUACUCCUAUAACUUUGUAUGACAUUUUUAUCAUAAAUGCCAACUCUUUUUAUGAAAGUGUGGUGCCAUAAUAAGCAUGAAGCCUAACAGAAGUGUUGAUAGUCCAAACAAAGUCCGCACAUCACAUUUCGUUUUUGAAACGUGCCAUACGAUUCUGUACACAGAAACACACCGCCCGUACAGUGGGCCGAAGCAAGACCAAAAAUAAGUUCAUCCCUAUAACAGAUGCCUUAUGGGUUUUCUGUGAUUCUGUCCCUCUACCUGAGCGUUGUACAGCUUCUCUCUGUGUGCUCUCUGUGGGGUGUUUCUGUUCAUGUGUAUUUCUUGUGUCUACGGUAAACCCUGUACAUAGUUGAACUGCAGUGGCUCAAAGAGGAGAGAGAAGACAACCAAAAGAGCACAAAAGAAUAAGGGCACAGCCUAGUGCUGAUAAUCAAUCAAACGAUGGCUUGAGUAAGUAAGUUUGGCAAAUAACACACGCCAUACACAGUUCCGGAAUGACGUUGAUUGCUUCCUGACAAAAGGCCUUGAGACUCCAGACAUUGAAUGUUAGGCUGUCGGGACUGUUGUGUGUGGGAAAGUAAUGAGCAAGCCAAAUCAUUUGGAUAUUAAGAGGCGGGAUGAGAUGGUUUAUGGCUCAUCUUUGUCCCCUGUGGUCUGCUAAUGUAUACACUCUGAAACAUAGGUCAAAGGUCAUUAAAGAGACACUUCACCAAUUAGCAUUAAGCUUUGUAUCUUUAGAAAACCAGUCAUGUUUUUGAAUGGUCGUGCAUCAUUCCCUCAGUUUGCCUUCAGAUUGGAGAAAUACGGAUUUCUAUGAAAACCAUGCAUAGGACUUCCUGCUUUCAAUGAUGUAAAAUGAUGAUUUUUACAUCAUUGAAAGCAGGAAGUCCAACAUUGAAAUCAGCAUUUCUCCCAUCUCAAGGCAA